This is a messenger RNA of Pogona vitticeps (central bearded dragon), 3255 nucleotides long. RefSeq names its product poly(rC) binding protein 4 (gene PCBP4). The record is from RefSeq and is a predicted model, not a curated record. NCBI's taxonomy places the organism in Eukaryota, Metazoa, Chordata, Lepidosauria, Squamata, Agamidae. Gene Ontology annotation, molecular function: RNA binding.
AGGGAGGGAAGCAAAAGAGUCCCGAGGCUUUGGCCUGCGCCUCCCUCGCCUGUCAAGCAUUUGAUUUCAUUGUUGCGGGCUGAUGUCACUCCCAGUUGUGACAGGCGCCUCUCCGGGUGACAAUGUGGGACUAGGAGGCACAAAGGACCCCUCCGGAUAUCCCCCGCAGAUUUGGCAGCUUCAACACCUACUAGACCCAGGGUGUUGGUUUUCUUAGAAGCAGAUCCAUGCAUUCCUACAUUAUGGCAUCACCAGAUAGGAUGAGUGGCUCAGAUAAUGGAAUAGAAGAGACAGAACUCAGCAUCACCCUCACCCUCCGGAUGCUUAUGCAUGGGAAAGAAGUUGGCAGCAUCAUAGGCAAGAAAGGGGAGACUGUAAAGAGGAUACGAGAGCAGAGUACAGCCCGAAUCACCAUUUCAGAAGGAUCCUGUCCAGAACGGAUCACCACUAUUACAGGAUCCACUGAUGCUGUUUUCAGAGCUGUUUCCAUGAUCGCUUUCAAGCUAGAAGAGGACCUGGGAGCUGGGGCUGUCAAUGGAGGAACUGUAUCCAAGCCACCAGUAACUCUGAGGCUAGUGAUCCCAGCCAGCCAAUGUGGCUCACUCAUUGGCAAAGCAGGAGCUAAAAUAAAGGAGAUUCGAGAGACUACUGGAGCACAAGUCCAGGUGGCUGGGGACCUUCUCCCCAACUCCACAGAGAGGGCUGUGACUGUCUCUGGAGUUCCAGAUGCCAUCAUCCAGUGUGUGCGACAGAUCUGUGCUGUUAUCCUGGAGUCACCACCAAAAGGUGCCACUAUUCCCUAUCAUCCCAGCCUGUCCUUGGGACCAGUUCUUCUUUCAGCCAAUCAGGGGUUCUCCAUGCAAGGACAAUACAGUGGUAUAUCUCAGGCAGAGGUGACAAAGUUGCAGCAGCUAUCUGGACACCCUGUGUCAUUUUCUUCCUUGGGACAAGCUCCAUCUAUAGUAGCAGGCCUGGACACAAACUCUCAGAAUAGCUCUCAAGAGUUCUUGGUUCCCAAUGAUCUCAUUGGCUGCAUCAUUGGCCGCCAGGGCAGCAAGAUCAGUGAAAUCCGGCAGAUGUCCGGAGCCCACAUCAAAAUUGGGAACCAGACGGAGGGUUCCGCUGAACGUAAUGUGACCAUCACAGGCACACCAGUCAGCAUCACCUUGGCUCAGUACCUCAUCACAGCCUGUUUAGAGACGGCCAAAUCUACCUCCCAGACGCCCCCCGUUGACCUCGGCAUGACUUUCUCCCAGCCCCUCACCCCUUCGCCAGCCCCAACGCUGACAGCAGUGGCCGCACCUCCCCCAGCCUUGCUUGGUGCCCCUUAUGCCAUCUCCCUCUCCAACUUCAUCGGCUUGAAACCUGUCCCCUUCUUGACGCUGCCCCCUUCCUCAGCAACGGGGCACAGUGGCAACCUUGCCACAUACACGACCAAGAUCUCCACAGUCAAUGCCAGCAAGAAGGCUGAGAGACAGAAGUUCUCCCCAUACUGAAGCAGGAAGGUGGGCUGUGGGCCAGGGAGGGGAAAUAUUUGGGGGCCCUCACAUGCUUUGUUAGAUGGUAUCAGCAUCAGGCCACUUCCAAAGCAGGACUACAUGGGGGGGGAAACUAAGUAAGGUGUGAGGGGAAAGCCAACUUUAUAAGAAAGUAAGGGAGUAGGAGAAAGUAUAACUUGGAGAGCUGUUAAAAGCAAUGCUCACCAGAAGUCAGUCAGAGGCGUUAUUCUUUUGUGUAGAUCCCAUCUGUCCUGCUUGAGAUGUCUUGUGGCAGGUAAGACCAUCUGAACAUCAUGGUUUUGCCUCUGUUCAACAGUGUCUCCUUCAUAUUUGGAAGUAUUAUUUUCCUUUACCUUCCAUAAACCUUUCUCAUCUGUUUCGGGAAAGAGCUCUCUCCCAUUUGAUUUCCUAGUAUGUUUUCAGGAAUACAUGUUGCAUAAUGAGAAUUUGACAACCCAACAAAUUCUUUGUAUUAUAUUGAAAGAGCUAGUGGUCUUGGGAAAGUUCUCACCUUGACUGUGGCAGUAGAUUGAACCUGUUGUGACGAUAGUAAAGAAUAUGCUGUGCUGCUAUGUCUCAUUGAUUGCAUUUUCAAGGACAGAGCUGGAAGGUGCUACGAUUUAUAUGACAUUACUGGAAGCUGUGUAGGACAGAGAUGUAACAGAAAGUGUCAAGAAAACAUGUUGGUCCACUGUCUCCAGUGUAAUUCUCAUUUGUCUUGUUACAACUAAAUAAGAAUAUGAAAAAGAGCUUUCGUGACUUCCAGCCUGGCCCUCAGUAUCAUAUAGCAAGCAUCAUUAAUCUAGUAUCCUUUGUCAUUGCAUUGGUCUACCAAUCCUGUCACCUCCAUCAGUUGCCUGAGGCUCAUGUGAGCUUUACUCUGACACAGCACCAGGUUGCAGGAGGCUGUCAUUCAUGUGUCUGGAUUUUUUGCUUCCUCCUAUGGACUUGCUACAAUAAUUUUAAAAAGGAACUGAAGGGAAUAAUUCUCACCAGAUGUUCCUUUCUUGUUGAGAGAAGCUGGUACAGCAAACCAUGAACAUAUACUUGGCUUUCUUCUCUGGAAAACUGAGCAAAUACUAAUCACAAGUAGCUUUGCUCUGCAGUCACAUUAAUUGCUAGCAUUGAACGCCAAUCUCAACUGUAGAAAUAUGGGUGACAUUUGGGCCCCCAUUAUUUAUGGCAGAUACCUCAAGAAAUCUGUCCUUUUCAGGACAUGUAAUGUCAUGUCUUUCCAAUAAAGCACCUUUGAAUUGACCUGUUGCUUUUUUGGGGUGGUGUCUCCAAUAAGCAUGUGCUAAUUUUGCUUUUAUCCCUUAUAGUUCAACCCUAGCCAUGUUUCUUCAGAAAUGGAUCCCACUCUUUUCAGUGAGCAUUACUCCCUGGGAUCCACUGGAAACUGCCUUAUUAUGAUUCAAACCACUGAUCUAUCUAGCACAGUAUUAAACCUAGAACAGCUGCUUCCCACAGUUUCCAUGGAGUUUGUUCCCAAACUUUUGUAGAGGAAGAGACGGAGGACUGACACUGCGACUUUCAGAACGCAGAGCUUGUCAUCCACAUCUGAGCUACAGACCUUCCCAGGAAGGAGGUUUACCUCUUGCCAUGUGUCAAUAUCAUAAGGGUCCUUGUUUAGUCAGAAUAUGUCUGUGUAAGUGAAGAACAAGCACCCGGAGGUGCAUGCUGAGGCAUAUACCCGUAUUUUUCGCUCCAUAAGACAGAACUUUCCAUAAGACGCACCAUUUUUUUAGGAGAAGAA